CUUUACUAAUUUGGUUCUGCCGGUUGGCUUACCACCAGGACACUCGGCUAGGAAGGCUCGAAUAGACUCUCCAGGACUUUUAGAGUAAUGCAACAGAAGGCCUUUGAAGAAAGCAGAUACCCCUGGCAGGAGUCCUUUGAGAAUGUUGCUGUGUGCUUGCCAUUCCGCUGCCCGAGGUGCGGAGACCAUACCCGAUUUAGAAGCUUGUCAUCAUUAAAGGCCCAUCUGGAAUUCAGCCACAGCUACCAGGAAAGAACCCUCUUGACGAAAUGCAGCCUCUUUCCGUCCCUCGAAGACACAGACCUAGUCACGUCCUCGGAACCCCUGAAACUGGGGAAAUUGCAGAGCUGCGGCAACGUGGUGAAGCAGAAACCCAGCUAUGUUAACUUGUACAGCAUUGCACACGAGCACUGCAAGGACAGGAAGCCAUUCGAGGUGGUGGCUGAGAGACCUGUGUCCUACGUGCAGACCUACAGUGCAGUGGAUCUAUGUGCCGACCCGCUGGAUGGGCCGAGGGCCAGUCCCGGACUCCCCACCUCCGACACCAAAGCUGCUUUCGAGGCCCACGUCCGAGAAAAAUUCAAUCGGAUGGUCGAGGCUGUGGACAGGACCAUCGAGAAGAGGAUCGACAAACUCACCAAAGAGCUGGCCCAGAAGACUGCAGAACUGCUGGAAGUCCGGGCGGCUUUUGUCCAGCUGACUCAGAAAAAGCAGGAAGUUCAGAGACGAGAGCGGGCCCUGAAUAGACAGGUGGACGUGGCUGUGGAGAUGAUCGCGGGGCUGAGGCAACGCCUGACAGAAUCGGAGGAGGAGCUUCUCAGGAAAGAAGAAGAAGUUGUUACAUUCAACCAUUUCCUCGAAGCAGCAGCUGAGAAGGAGGUUCAAGGGAAAGCUCGGCUCCAGGACUUUAUUGAGAACCUGUUGCAGCGGGUGGAACUGGCGGAAAAGCAGUUGGAGUACUAUCAGAGCCAGCAGGCCUCGGGCUUCUGCCGGGACAUCAGCGAGCAUGUGCUUACAGAUAGCUCUUCAAAUAGGAAGCCCAAAUGCCUAAGCCGAGGACACCCACAUGCAGCGUGUAACCACCCUGAUCUCAAGACUCAUUUUCAUCCAAAGGGAAGGAGCUACCUGAGAAAAGCCAAGGAUGAGAGGGCCAGCAUGCAGCCUGCUAAGUCCAUUCACGACCAGGCCGAAACCCCAAGAGAACUCUGCAGACCGCUGAAGAAAGGGGAGCCUCUGGGAUUAAGUCGGAAAGGCAACAUCAGGCCCAAAAUGGCCAAGAAAAAGCCAACAGCGCUCGUGAACAUCAUCUAAAAGGGUGGGUGGCCUCGACCGUCCUCCUAGGCUUUGGGGAAUGUUGUUCUAGGGGCCAACAAUAAUGUCCUUUUAGACACAUCCCAUAGUAAGACACAAUGGGAAAGCAAAGGGCUAACACCUUUACUUCCUGUCCGUGCAAGCAUGUGGAUUAACCAGAAUUUAACAAACGGGCACCUCGGGGAACGAGAAUUUUAUUACAGGCUCCUUGUAGAAGCAAGAGGCAAAUUGCAGAAAUAAUUUUUAAAAAGGAAGCAGUCUUUCCCAAAAGUUUAGUAAAACAAAGCUCCAUCUUCUAAAAUAGUUAGCCCAGUCUUCAGUACUUUCUGCAUCUGGUGUUCUAUGCAGUGCUGAUUAAUGCUCAGACCCAAGGCCACACAAGAUGUCAGGUGCUGAAAAAGAUUCAUCUAUACCCCCUGCUCAAAAUUGUGAGAUGAGGAACGGGAAUAUAAAUUAUCUUAAUAGCAGUGAAAAAAACAAACAAACUAUUUUUGUUUGUUUUUAACCUUCCCCUCAAUUAGUUUGAAAGCCUCCAAAAUACGAAUUCCUGUUUCCCAGUGUAUUCUGGUUAAUCAGGACAUUGGCGUUUGGGCUGCUACAGGGACUCCUCUAUUCAACCUCAGUUCUCAUUUGGAUGGACUGUUUUCCAGCUUGUUUAUUUGAUUCAGGUUUUUUGUUUCCCAGGAUGCAUGUUUGUUGAGACUUUGGUGCACCUCUGCUGUCUUCUUUGGCUGGGUGUUCUGCACCCUAACACCAUGCUCCAGCCUCUAUCUUAACAGCUGUCUCUAUCGCUGUGGUUGCAGGAGGACAUAAAACACAUCACGGGCUCAGGGUCUGAAUGGUUGGACGUCAACGAAUUGCAUGUGCAGUGCGUUGUGAGCCAUCCUGGAGACACGCAGCCCUUUCCCAAGGCCUUCCCCUGGCAUGUCCACGGCCUCUCUGUGGGCUGCAGGCAUGGCUUUCUCCUUGCUGGCCUACCUUGCCCACCUCCUGCUGCUUCUGUGCCCUUUCAGGAUUAAAAUAUAUGCUGUUACCUUUCAGCCAGCUGUCUGAAGUGUCAUUGUGCACUGCUUCCUAAAGUAGCUUCUGAAAUAAACAGUACAUGUGGGAUCUGGAAUCUGAGACUGUCCUCCUCUCCUGCCCUAAAAUGGCCUUUAUUUCCAAAAGACCCAUCUGUUAAGAACCUCCUGCUUUAUGAUUUUCUUCAAGAAUGAAUUUUCAUGUUUUUAAACUUAGUGUUAUCAUCAGAUCUCCUGCAGAGUUUACAAGUGCUGACAUCCUUCCAGAAGUAAGAAUAAUUAUGUCCACAAAUAUAUACAUAUA
Myotis brandtii (Brandt's bat) is the source of this 2634-nucleotide messenger RNA. RefSeq names its product zinc finger protein 365 (gene ZNF365). The record is from RefSeq and is a predicted model, not a curated record. The transcript is spliced from 5 exons. Lineage: Eukaryota; Metazoa; Chordata; Mammalia; Chiroptera; Vespertilionidae. Bases 88 to 1311 code for a protein of 407 amino acids. Gene Ontology annotation, cellular component: centriolar satellite. Gene Ontology annotation, biological process: regulation of neuron projection development; telomere maintenance; regulation of DNA strand resection involved in replication fork processing.